CCACACCAUCGAUCAUCAUCACAACCAACACCAACCAUCAAAAACCAACAAAAACCAUCAACCCAACCAACUUCACUAUCAAUCAACCACUCUAAAAUCGAGCACCGACGAUCGGAUGAACAACUCAGAUUUAGAAACACACACUCUCGAUCGAUAAAGAAUCAAACGAACUGGCCAAACUGAACUCAUCUUACGUAUUAUCAUGCUCGACCCCUUCACUGGCCCCUUACCAGCCGAGAUCUACCCUCCUCCACCGAACAAGAGGGCCGACACACUGGCGAUCAAACAGGCGAUCGCCGAAGCUCUGUCGGAGGACGAAGGACUCGCCUAUUGGACCUCACUCGUCAAAUUCCUUACGGGGAAACUCGAUCGGACCGAAUUCGAAGUUCAAACAGCUUAUCUACUCAAAUCGGAAACAUUGGUCGGCUUACACAACGCAUUAAUCUUAUCGAUCCUUUACAACACCACCCGGCCGGAUCCGGCGAUCUCCAAUCCACUCAAGGAACCCGGCCCGUCUACGACUGGCGAGGGCUGGCACAAACGGAAACGAGUACCCGUGCCUCCGGUGCCUCCUAAAGUCAAGACGAAGAACGAGGAGAAGGACCCGAAGAAACGCAAGCUCAAAGAGGCCGUCAUGGCCCUCGGCCAACGCGAAAGGAACAGGCUCAAACAGAUCGCCUUGUUGAAGGAAAACGAACUCGAACUGAACUCGAACAAAUUCAAUCCUCAGCAACUUGCUCCUCGCCAGCUUUCUGCUUGCCAUUAUCUCUAUCCCGAACGCACUGAAAACGUGAUGAACACUCCUCUGGCAUCAAAGAUGAAGAUAUCCUCGUCCACUCUGUAUCAAGAUUACAUGCGAUGUCAACAAGCACCAAUCUGUUCCGAAUCGAAGCAGCUACCGGAUUUUGACACGUUGAAGGACCGGAUGUCAUUGAUAGCGUACGAUUCCGGGCUAAUGAAUGGGGUAGACAAGGCGGCGAGCUCGUUGGCGCUGAUAGCAUUGGAGGUACAUCUGAAGACGCUUUUGGGAGACUUGCUAUCGCUGAUCCGAUCGGACCGCUCGGUGGCCACUCCGGCGGACUGCGAGCUAGCCACGACGAUGUCUAUCGACCGGACGCAGCCGGUUGAGUCGCAGAGCCAAAGCCUCACCGAAGCCCCCGUCGCGUCUACAUCUGCCCGGCCGUACUCCUCCCCCGCGGACCCUCUCACCCGGCCCGAUCCGACCUCAAGCCCCUCGAAACCUGCAACAGUCUCGCUGGCCAAUCAAGCCUUCCAGGCCAGCUCGAACCUCCGUCUUCGUGACUUGAAAACACAGGGUCUUGCACCUCAUCUCACCUCCCGCGACGUCGCUGCACUCGCCGAAAUCUCUCCCCAUGCAUUCGGAAGAACUCAUCCGGCAGCCCUCGAACGACUUAUUGCAGUCUGUAAUAGUAGUAAUGAUACUAGUAGCAGUAGUACUACUACCAAUGGUCAUACUGAAAAUCAUCCUGAUCGAAUCAUUCAUAACAAUCAUCAUACUAAUAGUAAUGUAAACCUUGUAGAAAAUUACCUCUUAAUCGAACAAAAGAUCUGAUUGAUUUGUUUGUUUUUCGACUGAAUAAUGUAGAAAUAACAUUUAAAAAUCAUU
Messenger RNA from Puccinia graminis f. sp. tritici CRL 75-36-700-3, 1627 nucleotides. RefSeq lists its product as uncharacterized. The coding region runs from base 203 to 1573 and encodes 456 amino acids. The transcript has 3 exons. Gene Ontology annotation, biological process: regulation of transcription by RNA polymerase II. Gene Ontology annotation, molecular function: transcription coactivator activity. NCBI's taxonomy places the organism in Eukaryota, Fungi, Basidiomycota, Pucciniomycetes, Pucciniales, Pucciniaceae. The record is from RefSeq and is a predicted model, not a curated record. Gene Ontology annotation, cellular component: SAGA complex.